Molecule: messenger RNA, 1608 nt
Organism: Beta vulgaris subsp. vulgaris (sugar beet)
Lineage: Eukaryota; Viridiplantae; Streptophyta; Magnoliopsida; Caryophyllales; Amaranthaceae
Product: cell division control protein 6 homolog B
Exons: 14
Biological process (GO): mitotic DNA replication checkpoint signaling
Cellular component (GO): nucleus
Molecular function (GO): ATP hydrolysis activity; DNA replication origin binding
Source: RefSeq, a predicted model, not a curated record
CUGCCUUUGCUAUUCUCACUUAGUCGCUCAUUUUUGGAAAUUCAUCUUGUCCAGGCAGACGUUGAGCAGCCAGAUGUGUUAUUUGUGAAUUGUACUUCUUUAUCAAAGUCUUCUGACAUCUUCACCAAGAUACUUCAAAAUAUUAAACCAAAGAAGAAGAUUGGUGGCUCAGUUACUGCUCUAAAGCACAUACAGAACCUGUAUGCACAAGAUGGAGAGCUGCACAAGAAAAUGAUGUUGUUAAUUAUUGAUGAGUUGGAUUAUCUCAUUACUAAAGAUCGUGAGGUGCUUCACGAGCUAUUUAUGCUUACUACACUGCCAUUUUCCAGAUGUAUAUUAAUAGGUAUUGCCAAUGCAAUAGAUCUAGCAGAUCGUUUUCUUCCUCGACUGCAGUCACUGAACUGCAAACCUUCAGUUUUGACAUUCCGUGCUUACUCAAAGGAUCAAAUACAGAAGAUUCUUCAAGAGAGACUUGUGGCCCUUCCUUACAUGGUCUUCCAGGCACAGUCCUUGGAACUUUGUGCAAGAAAAGUCGCAGCUGCAUCUGGAGAUAUGAGGAAAGCUCUAAGUGUCUGCAGGAGCGCAAUUGAGAUGCUAGAAUCAGAAAUCAAAGAAAAUGCAAGUAAUCUUAAUAAGUUGUCUAUUGAGAACGGAUCCUCUGACCAAGAAAAUGUGCCGACUUCCCCCAUCUCCCGAGAGAUUGACAUAGUUCAAAUCCAUCAUAUGGCACUUGCUUUGUCAAAGACCUAUAAAUCUCCUGUAGUGGAGACCAUACAAUCGCUUCCUCAACAUCAGCAGAUAAUCCUUUGCUCGGCAGUCAAGCUUUUUCGAGAAGGGAAAAAGGAGUCUACUGUUGGAGAGCUGAAUAAAUCUUAUGAUGGCAUAUGCAAAUCUUCUAAAAUACGGCCUGUAGGGAUUAUGGAGCUCUCAAGUAUGUGCAAAGCAUUAAACGACCAGGGACUUUUGAAGCUUGUUCGAUCUCAGAAAGGGGAGAAAGUAACCAUGAAAGUCGAUGCAGCAGACAUUACAUUUGCACUUCAGGGAGUUCGUUUUUUCCGCAACUGUCUUCAAUAAUCAACUCCGAUAUUCUCAAUCUCCAAAUAACUGGAGGAUCCGACAAUGUGCAAAAUCCUUAAAUUGGGAGAUACCAGAUCUGUUCAAGGUCAUGGACCCUAGCUUCCAAAUCGCAGAAUUUGACAUCUUAGAACUCGAAAAAUAAAAAUUGUUGGGAGGCUCAAAAGCAAGCCAACAGAAGAGUAUCAACUUGGCUCGCAGCUUCCAAUUUCCUCGCUAUUAGAACUAUUUAUACAGCAUAACAAAGAUUAUUUACCGAACUAUAUCAAAUACUAUCCGUUCCCUCAAUUGAUCGACAAAUUUUGUACUUGCGUGCUCACAAAAUUGUCAAUAAAACGUGAGCAACAGCAACAAUUAGUCAUGGAUUAUGGAUCUGCAAAAAAACAGUAACUACUGAAGAAUUUACAGCACAAAAAUUAUAGUUGUGGAAGGUGAUCAUUAUGUAACAGUUAUGAAAUUCCUCUCAAAAAAAAAUGUAACAGUUGUGAAAUUUAGUACAUGGACGGAGUUUUAGCGUUCCAUAGUUACCUCAAA